AUGUCGACCGCGUCACCAAGCAAAGAAAUCACCCCCUCCGACGCCGCAUAUCUAGUCCAGUAUCUGCAACACGGCAGUUCGUCCGUCGUGCUCAACGUCCCCGCCAUAGCCGCCGCGAUGAACAUAAAACCACACAACGUGACGUGCCGGAUCAGCAAUUUCCGCAAGAAGUACGGCUUGAAUAUCGCUUGUACCAGUGCUGGCUCCGCUGCUGCUGCUGCCGCCGGUCCGACUGGUAAACCCGGAAAACCCGACAAGCGGGGCACGGGUGGAGGUGGAGUGUUGACGGGGAGGGUGGCAAAGGCCAAAACUGGAACUGGCGCUGGUGCUGGUGCUAGUAGAGCAGGGAAGGGGAAGGCGAGCAAGGGGAAGAAGAAGGCGGUUCGAGAGAAAGAGAUUUUGGAGCACCUGAUGCACGGUGAUGAUGGGGAUGGGGAUGGAGAGGAGAACGGAGCUGAAAGCGAGGCCGACACCGAUGAAGAGGCUGGAAACGUUGAGGUGGACUUGGGGAAGAAGACCAAGGCCAAGGCCAAGGAUGUGCAUGUUGAGAUGGAUUCUGACGGAACCGGAGAUGGAGCGGAAGAGAGGAUCGUCAAAGAGGAGCAAUAUUGA
Messenger RNA from Endocarpon pusillum Z07020, 612 nucleotides. RefSeq lists its product as uncharacterized. The record is from RefSeq and is a predicted model, not a curated record. The transcript has 2 exons. NCBI's taxonomy places the organism in Eukaryota, Fungi, Ascomycota, Eurotiomycetes, Verrucariales, Verrucariaceae. Bases 1 to 612 code for a protein of 203 amino acids.